AUGGCAGAGAGACCGCCAGUCAGACAGCCUGUAGGCGCGGGGCCGACACGGACGCGUAUGGGUGCUAACAGUGUCCGGCGCAACCUCUUUCAAAGCCAAUUGACCCGGCGACCAACUUCAAAUCCAUCCACGUCGGCCGAGACAUUGAGGCUGGAUACAGACAUCCAGUCCGAGUCCUCGGAUAUCGUUGUGCGGGACAAGAACGGCGAUAUCGAAAUGGGAGACCCUCCCACCCCUGCCACUGAUGAUCCAGACGAGGUUGUGCUCGAUAGCAGACAGGAGAGCGAGAAAGAGAGGCAAAGGCUUGCAGAUGCGGUUAAACAUCACCAGAUCAACCAGAAUAGUGUUCCUUCUCAGCCGGAAGAACUUCUCGAGGCCGUCAGAGCAAGUCUCCGGGCCAAAGUCGCAGCGCUCGCUGAAGACAACUGGAUGUAUGAAGCAGAAGAUAUGCCCAGGCGCCUAUGA
Messenger RNA from Thyridium curvatum, 465 nucleotides. RefSeq lists its product as uncharacterized. The record is from RefSeq and is a predicted model, not a curated record. NCBI's taxonomy places the organism in Eukaryota, Fungi, Ascomycota, Sordariomycetes, Thyridiales, Thyridiaceae. The transcript is spliced from 3 exons. Bases 1 to 465 code for a protein of 154 amino acids.